Molecule: messenger RNA, 3252 nt
Organism: Entamoeba invadens IP1
Lineage: Eukaryota; Evosea; Mastigamoebida; Endamoebidae
Product: cation-transporting ATPase, putative
Exons: 3
Coding region: 1-3252 (1083 amino acids)
Biological process (GO): calcium ion transmembrane transport
Cellular component (GO): membrane; intracellular membrane-bounded organelle
Molecular function (GO): ATP binding; P-type calcium transporter activity; ATP hydrolysis activity
Source: RefSeq, a predicted model, not a curated record
AUGGGAGGAAAACCUUCAAUCCAAGAACAACAAAAAGCUGAGUACAAGGGCCACCCCGAAGAGCAGACGUACUAUCAAAUUAAAGGGAGUGAUCUUUCUACGAUUAUUACGAACAAGGACGAUGCCAAAUACAAAGCAUUUGGUGGCCUUCAAGGGAUAACACAAUUACUCGAGACUGACACUGAGAAAGGAAUUUGUGACGACUCUUUUGCAAAGAGACAAGAACAAUUCGGUAAAAACAAAACGCCAGACCCCGUCAUUACACCUUUCUGGAAGAUCUUCUUAGAGGCGUUGAAAGAUAAGACUUUGAUCAUUUUGAUGGUUGCCGCUCUCGUUUCUUUGAUCUUAGCCGUUGCCGUCCCAAGUUCGACGAACAAGUGUAUCAUAGAAGACGAAAAGAAGUUUAACACCGACUGGAUCGAAGGAGUUGCUAUUCUCGCCGCCGUUUUAGUUGCGUCUCUUGGGAGUUCCAUCUCCGAUUACUCCAAGCAGAAGAAGUUCUUAGCCUUAGCUGCCGAUGAGAAGGAUGUCAAGAUCAAAGUAGUUAGAAAUGGUGAACAGGAGUUAAUUUCGACAUUCAACUUAUGUGUUGGAGACUUAGUUAACUUAGAUGUUGGUGAUGUUCUAGCCACCGAUGGUAUCUAUGUCUCAGGUAAUGGUCUUCGUGUUGAUCAGAGUGACAUGACUGGUGAGUCUGAUGCUAUUAAGAAGACGGCGGAGAACUAUUAUAUGAUGUCUGGUACCAAAAUCACUGAUGGGAAUGGUAAGAUGAUAGUCGUAGCUGUAGGACCCAAUAGUAUGUGGGGAGCUACAAUGGAAGAUGUCAACAAGAAUAAAGAUGAGGCGACACCUUUACAAGAGAAGCUUGAUGAUAUUGCGAUGAAAAUUGGAUACUUUGGAAUGGGUGGAGGAGCUUUAGUCUUUGUAGCAUUGACUAUCUAUUACAUUGUCGGACAAUGCACACAUGAGCCAGUUAUGAAACAUACGGAUACUAAUGGGAUUAUAGCUGGGUGUGUCACAUGUCCUGUGAGCGAAAAAGAUCCGCAAUUCGGAACUUUGUGUGAGGAUUAUAAAUUUGAAUGGGACUCAUUGAAGCAAUUGGUCGAUUACUUCAUUUUGGCAGUUACAAUUGUCGUUGCCGCUGUUCCUGAAGGUCUUCCAUUAGCCGUGACCAUUUCUUUGGCGUAUUCUAUGAAGCAAAUGUUUAAAGAUAACAACUUGGUCAGACACUUGAAGGCGUGUGAAACGAUGUCGAACUGCACGAACAUCUGCUCUGAUAAGACUGGGACAUUAACAGAAAAUCGAAUGACUGUAGUCUGUGGCUAUUUUGGUGGUGUAGAAAUGACUAAGAGAGGGGAAGACUUCCAAAUCAAUGAGAAUUAUGAGAGAAUUAUUCAUGAGAACACUUCUUUGAAUUCAUCGCCAUCAACAACUUUAGAAGAAGUGAAUGGACAAAUUAAUGUUAUUGGUAAUAAGACUGAAGGUGCUUUAAUGAUGUUCUCUAAGAGCAGAGGUGUUGAUUAUAAGCAAUUAAGAAAGGAGAAGGAGAUCUACCAAAUGUUUGGCUUCUCUUCAUUAAAGAAGAGAAUGAACACAUUAGUCUGGGAAGAAAAACCAACCAAAGUCCGGAUGUUGACUAAAGGCGCGCCAGAAAUGAUCAUUUUGCAGUGCACACAUUAUAUGAAAUCAACAGGAGAAAUUGCCGAAUUAACAGAUGACGUUAAAAAUGAAUUGGCUCAAAGACAAGCAGCUUGGGCUAAUAAGGGGUGCAGAACACUUGCGUUGAGUUACAAAGACAUUGCUCCUAAGAACUUGGACAACUUCGACGAUUUGUAUGAAGAGGCUGAUGAGAGCGGAAGCAUCUUGUUGGCGUACUUCGGCAUUGAAGAUCCACUGAGAGUCGAAGUCCCCGAAGCUGUUAAGACGUGUCAAGGCGCUGGAAUAAAACAGUGCAAUAUCAUCUCGUCUGAUGACGACUUUGCAAUUGAAGGUCCAGCAUUUGCAAAGAUGAGUGAUGAAGAGAUUAUUGAGAAGAUCCCAUCAUUAAGUGUCAUUGCUAGAUGUUCUCCACAAGAUAAGAAGAGACUUGUCUUGUUAUUGAAAAAACAAGGCGAAGUCGUUGCAGUCACUGGUGAUGGUACCAAUGAUGUGCCAGCUCUUAAGAAUGCACACAUUGGACUUGCUAUGGGUAUUAGAGGGACUGAUGUAGCAAAACAAGCGUCUGAUAUUGUUAUUCUUGAUGAUAACUUCAAGUCCAUUGUGAAUUCCGUAAUGUGGGGGAGAUGUGUCUUUGAUAACAUUAGAAAAUUCCUUCAAUUCCAAUUAACGGUGAAUGUCUCAGCUGUUGGGUUAUGUAUCAUUGGUUCAGUCUUUGUAGGAGAAGCGCCAUUAAAUGCACUUCAGAUGCUUUGGGUGAAUAUGAUUAUGGAUACCUUAGCAGCACUUGCUUUGGGUACUGAGAAACCUACCAAAGAGUUGUUAAAGCGAAAGCCAUUUGGGAAGUACAAUUCAUUGUUAUCACCAAAGAUGAUACGUAGUAUCUUGUCUCAAACCUUAUGGCAAUAUGCUUGUUGUUUGACUAUUGUGUUUGCUGGGCGCUACAUUCCAUUCUUAGAAGCGCCAUGUGGAUUUGCUCGUACGAUGAACCGCUCUGCUGGUGAUGAUUUCAGUGAUGUUUGUGCGACGUGGGAAAAGGAGACGAGUGGGAGUGGGGAGAUGUUUAAGAGUUAUGAUAAUGUCAAGACCGAUACCAUAACCUUACAGACGUUAGUCUUCAACACUUUUGUGUUCUGUCAAGUCUUCAAUAUGUUCAACUCUCGUAAGGUCAAUGGGGAACAUAACAUCUUCCAAAACAUCUUUGCUAAUAUGUAUUUCGCAUGUAUCUUCGUUGGCAUUUCAAUUACACAAGUGAUCAUUGUAGUCUUCUUGGGUAUCAUUUUCGAUGGUACACCAUUCUCUCCAUCAAAUAACCAAUAUGGAUUAACAUGGCAAGGGUGGAUCUUCUCUGUUUUAUGUGGGAUGGUCUCCAUUCUUGUCGGACAAAUUGCUUUGUUCAUCCCAGUCCCCGAACAAAAGGUCAAGAAGUUCAAAGAACCAUCGCCUUUCGCGAAACUCAAAUUCUGGAAGAAGAAAGAGGAAUAUGAACCAUUCGGACAUUCCGAAGAUGUCAUCGACGAUGAAAAUGCUGACUCACUUUCUGUGCCACCAUCACUCCCAGUAAAUGAACACGCUGCUAUUUUAAAGGAAAAUUAA